Condylura cristata (star-nosed mole) is the source of this 3498-nucleotide messenger RNA. It is a transcript of the gene STARD7, whose product is annotated as StAR-related lipid transfer (START) domain containing 7. The coding region runs from base 438 to 1568 and encodes 376 amino acids. The transcript has 8 exons. NCBI's taxonomy places the organism in Eukaryota, Metazoa, Chordata, Mammalia, Eulipotyphla, Talpidae. Gene Ontology annotation, molecular function: lipid binding. The record is from RefSeq and is a predicted model, not a curated record.
GCAUGUGGCGGACGCGGAACAGCUCGGACCUCGCCUGCUGGCCGCACGGAGCCGCUCGCCUUGAAGCUCCCCGCGUGCUCUGCACCACGGGCCCUGGCUCCGGCUGGAGGACGCCGAGGAGGGAGAAGGCCGAGGGGACUGACUCACGCCUACGAGUCCGGCGCGCGGCCAGGAGCACCUCUUGCAGCCGUCGCGGGACCACCCCCAUGACGGACCACCUCUGAGGGGACAGUUCCUGGGCGGUUGCUGUGGAGAGUGAUGAAGCACUUGUUAGACUGUGAGACGAGUUUGGCGGCGGACAACUAGGCAAAGUUGGUGCAAGCCGCCCGCGCUUCCCCUGGCUCGUGCCUUUCGCCCCGUGAGGGAGGCCUCUUUCGCUUCCGGGCGCGCGGCAGGCUCGGGGUCCAGCGAGGUUCCGAGGGGCGCGUAGGGGCAGCAUGUUUCCGCGGAGGCCGCCGGCCACCCUGGCCGCCUGGCUGGCGGGCGCCGUGGGGGCGCGGGGUGGGGGCCUGCUGGCCCUGCUGGCCAAUCAAUGCCGCUUCGUGACGGGCCUGCGCGUGCGGCGCGCGCAGCAGAUCGCGCUGCUCUACGGCCGCCUCUACUCCGAAAGCUCCCGCCGAGUCCUGCUCGGCCGCCUCUGGCGCCGGCUGCGUGGCCGACCUGGCCACGCCACCGCGUUGAUGGCGGCGCUCGCAGGUGUCUUCGUGUGGGACGAGGAGAGGAUCCAAGAGGAGGAGUUGCAGAGAUCCAUUGAUGAGAUGAAACGGUUGGAAGAAAUGUCAUGUAUGUUUCAGAACUCUGGAGUUAGACGGCAACUUCCAGAACCAAAUCCCCAAACAGAAGGGAAUGAAGAUUCAGGGGACAGAGAACAACCAUGGGAAAUGGUGAUGGAUAAGAAACACUUUAAGCUGUGGCGGCGCCCAAUUAUAGGCACACACCUUUACCAGUACAGAGUUUUUGGAACCUACACAGAUGUGACUCCCCGGCAAUUCUUCAAUGUUCAGCUGGAUACAGAGUAUAGAAAAAAGUGGGAUGCCCUGGUAAUCAAGCUGGAAGUAAUUGAGAGGGAUGUGGUUAGUGGUUCUGAGGUUCUUCACUGGGUAACCCAUUUUCCUUAUCCAAUGUAUUCACGGGAUUAUGUUUAUGUUCGGCGGUAUAGUGUGGAUCAAGAAAACAACGUGAUGGUGUUGGUGUCACGUGCUGUGGAACACCCAAGUGUGCCAGAGUCUCCGGAAUUCGUAAGGGUCAGAUCAUAUGAAUCCCAAAUGGUUAUUCGUCCCCACAAAUCAUUUGAUGAGAAUGGCUUUGACUAUUUGUUGACAUACAGUGAUAAUCCCCAGACUGUGUUUCCUCGAUACUGUGUUAGUUGGAUGGUUUCCAGUGGUAUGCCAGAUUUCCUGGAGAAGCUGCACAUGGCCACUCUGAAAGCCAAGAACAUGGAGAUCAAAGUAAAGGACUAUAUUUCGGCUAAACCUCUAGAUAUGGGCAGUGAAGCCAAGACCACCUCUUCAUCAUCUGAGCGGAAGAAUGAGGGUAGUUGUGGCCCUGCCCGCAUCGAGUAUGCUUGAAGGGCUUUGGGAUAAGAAGAGACAGGCUUCUUGUGGUCCUGCCCUGGUCACUGAUCACUCUGCUACAGAAUGGGGACAUUUGUGUGCUAUAACUACAGGUGCAAGAUAAUUCAAUAACUGGUGUCCAGUGUCAUUCAGAGCCCUUAAUUGCUCUUUAUCGAAACAGAGAGAAGGAGGUGUCCUUGGAGACUUUGUCAUAGUAGGCCAAGCAUUUUGAAUUUCAGUAUUUCAUGGGCUAAUCUGGAACAAGCCUUUCACUUCAGGCUAGACGGGGCUGACUGCUGUUUGGUUUUCCUGAGUUUCCUCUGCCAACAUUCCAGUUCCCACCACUGGUCCUGUUGCAGUUUUGGAUGUCCCUCAGCUCUGAAGGUCCAACUGGGAAGUGCAUUUGGCCGGUUGAGUCUUUCAGUGAGGGAUCAUGGGAAUGCUCUUGGUAACUGUUCUAGUGUUGAAUGGGUGCGAACUGUUGCUUGGCAGUACAAGUGCCUUGUCUUCAAUUUGUUUCUCUCUUUUGGGAUAUAAAGAUUGUACCAAGAAGGUUCUUCUUUCAGCCUCUUUCUACCACCCCUUUGACUUAUCUUGCCCAAACAGUUUCCUUUGAUUUGGCCAUUUUCUGUAUUUAUGCACUGUAUUCAUUUGGAUCACUGCCUCCGUCUAGGCCUUAGUAUGCUUACCAAGAACACUAGGAAAUGAAGUCUUUUUAGACAAUAAUUUUCUGUAUCAUCAGUGUUUUAAUAGGGUUGAUGGAGAUACUCAAAAUGCCACAUUUAAAUUUAGUUCAAUUUGUGUGUGUGUUUUAAUCUCUGUUUCAAAAAAGUAGGAAUUGGGGGAGCUGACUGAGAUGUUUCCAUAGUCACACUGCAUAGAAAACACUAUUUUGAGUCAGGCAUGAUUUUUCACACUUCAGGUUUGACUGGAUGCUGAGGACUUAUCCAUCUUGGAAGGCAGAGGGAUGGGGGUUGGGCCGCUCGCUUGGAACUCUCAGAGCUGCAGAAAAGCUCUGUGAAUGAAUAGAUGAAAUCUUGCCCCACAUACUAACAUAUUGGGGUUGUGGUUUAUAUCUCUUAUUUACCUGAACUUUCCCCCUCCUUUCUUCAAAGCUAGAGUAAAAGCCUCCUUACUGAUGGAAGUCACAGUCAGAUGGUAUUGGUUUGGGCUGGUUGGUUUGACUUAUGAUUAUGCUCCAAUCUGUCAGGGGAACAGGGAUCAAAUUUUAAAUCCUCCUCUCUUCUUUUUUCUCAGAGCUUAAAUGACCAGAUUUUCCCUUUUUUCUCUGCUAGCUUCCCUUUUGUGUUAUUGAGAAAGGGAUCUAAAUCUGAGACUGAUUUAAACCCUUGCUGAUGCCUGUUAAAUUUUGUGCCAAGGAAAUAACAGUUCCAGUGUUUCAUGUCUUUUCUUUGAAUGGUUAGCAGGGCAGAGAUGCUUUGAGCUGUUCCAGCUUCUUUUCAUUGAUUAUUUCUCUCUUCUCAUCCCCAGAACCUGACAGAAGGCAGGGAAGAGUCCUUGUGUUAUAUGUUGGUGCAUGGAAGGGUGUGAUUGUGUGAGUGUGUGUGUGUGUGUGUGUGUGUGUGUGUGUGUGUGUGUGUGUAGGUAUUAAGGAACUGUGUGUUGCUUUUUUGAUUUUAUGCAAUUUUGACUGCACUUGGGGCCUGUCUGUAUAGUUACUUAUGUCAUUGUAAUGAUUUCACUCCUCUAACUGUGACAUUUUUAUCGAAUGUGUGAAUAAAUACAUAAAGAUUGGUACAAAAGUGUUUGUCUUUUGACAAGGUGGUGGGAGCAAGAGCUUAUUGAAGUUAUUCUUGAUUUUAAAGUUGAGGAGAAAGAGUGUUUCUUCUAAUAAAGGUGGCAUGUGGAAGUAGUGGGACUUGUUCUUUCUUGAUAGUGGUUUACUACCUUUUGAGCCCUUCUCAGGUGAUCACUUUGGCAACUG